GUGUUGUUCAUCCCAAGAAUAUUGUCCCACAUGUAACAAUCCCUGCAAAUCAAUAAAGACAAAAUACGUCAUCCCUUGCUACCGGUACGAAGAUGGUCGAAUCGUAAACCCGAUGCCCUCAAGUGCAUUUAAACGAAAUGGAAUCCAAGAUCAGAAUUUUCGAGAGAGCGGAGGAAUAUCCUACAUUCGUAAAUCUUGGGAAUCAGCGACAUGGAGCUACUACCCAUUUGCUAUACCCGUCAAACCUAUGAAGAAACUCUCUGCUACUGUCUCUAAGAAGCGAUGACCCAUUUUGGUCAACAAGUUACCAGUCUCCGCAUUCAAGCGAAAUGGAAUGCAGGAUCAGGAGCAUUCGAAGCUGUUGGGAACUGCUAACUUUCUGACGCGAUGUCCUCGUGAUGUGUCUAUUGAAUGCGAAGUUAACCCAAUACCUAUAAAAGUGAAAGAUCCAGUGAAAGUGCCACGACAUGGUGACUGCACAUUGGAAUCCUGCUUGUUGAAGAAAAAACCAAUCGCUGUCGCCUUAGAGGAUAUACUAGAUGAUUGAUUGUUACAUAACGAAAUGAAAAUUUCAGGUAAAUCAACCAACAGUUCUGAUGCGCCGUGCAUGUGAAGUUGCUGUCGGCGCCCGGCCUCGACGAAAACCUUUUGUUGAGUCCUGCUAUAGUGCCGACCCGGACCAACAGAUACAUCGCUACGUCUCACAAGAUGAACGGGUAUCUUACAAAAAUCCUCUGGUCGGAAUGCGAAACGGAAUUACCAGGAAAACAGAGGAUCAAGGGGAUUCGCAAUAAAACCCCGAUAAACUAGAAGCGCAGUGAAAUAAAAACUACUUUUCAGUGAUUGUACAAUCAUGCAAAUCGGGGCAUGGCCGUUUGUUACUGUUUUCGUUGGUGGUCCGUGAGCGGGGGGAGAACGGGGGAGUAGGGGCAAAUGAGAAAGCGACGCGGUAGGGCGGCGCGAGCGCGGUGACUGUCCGCGCGCAUCAUGCGGCAGGCCGUAGCGGUUCUGAUAAUAGCCGCGUGCGCCGCUGUCUCCGCGCAAAUUGCUUGGACACCAAUAUUUCUCGACGGAAGUAGCCAAGUCGAUCUAUGGACGCAGUCAUCAUCAGGCUGUGCGUGUCCCGGAGGGGAAGGCGAAGAUUGUGCGUGUUGCGUGCGGGACGGUGCGUGCCCGUGCGGCGAUAUUGCGCCUGGGCGUUGCGCGCAAUGCGGGCUAGAGCAAUAUUGUUCUAAUAUGUGCAACAUUACGAUUGAUUCGCGGGUGCUCAAGAGUAAGUCAGGGAAAACGUUCGGGCAAAUUAAAUCUCCGUCUAUUGAGGGCCCCAGCGCGUGUUCCUACAUCUUGCAACCUGACGCAGGCCAGAGAGUGGAGAUACAACUGUAUCGACUCGUGUCUGUUGGGAGAUUUAAUGGUUCAAGUUGUGUAGGUGGAUGGCUGCAGCUGGGCGACGCAGGUGCAGUGCCAGACUCAGGAAGAGCUGCGCAGACUAGGCUCUGUGGUGCUAACGAAAGAUACACACCACCGGUCGUAUUAUUUGCUGAUCACGGAGCAUCGGUACUUGAUUUUAGGAUAACAGAAAAAACAGUACGAUCACAGUUCCUCGCGUUCUUCAGUUUUACUUCUCUGAGCAACACGCAAGGAGUGGGAUUUCAUCCAAGAGGAGGUUCUAGAAUUCCACAGACAGAUUGCGACUGGUUAUACCAAGAUGUCUCGUGUCGGGGCGUCGGCUCGUGUGUGUUGGCGAGUCCAGGGUAUCCGGGACUGUACCCCCCUCAUCGACGCUGUCGCUAUCUGUUUGCGACGAAUUCAGUGCACACACGAGUCAAGAUUAUUUUCUCCUCGAUACUGCUGCCUAGAAACCAUUGUGCUACGGACUAUUUAACGCUGCGGGCUGGCAGUUCGCCCUCUGCCCCGCUGCUCGCUUCGCUAUGCUCAGAGAGAAGUGCUGUACUGGAACAUCCCGGUCCUAAUCUUUUGUUGGAAUUUAACUCUGGACCUUUGGUACCUCCAUACGACUACAACGGCUUUAUAGCGAAAUUAGAAUUUCUGGAGAAAAUAGACACUAGUGGACCUCCGCCCACUAUCGCCGCCGCCUCGCUACCCCUAGCCGCUCUUACACACCUGACAAAUGGUGAUAACUCAGCUGUGGAAGUGGAUCCAGUAUCUAAUGAAAUAUCGUCUAACAAUGGAGGCCAUGUCGGUUGCGGUGCGACGGUGCGAGGUUUUGGAGCGGGAGGUGUUCGUUCCGGACAUUUCGAUACAAGAGCGUCGGCGUGGCGUUCUCAAUGCGUUAUACAUUUGUUGGGAACAUCUACUGAUGUUGUUCAAGUGUCACUAUUCAAUUAUAAUUUAAGAUUACCAAGUUGUAGAUCUCAUAUUGAGAUCUUAGAAGGACUUCACGAGAUCAGCGGAAGAGGGGAAAGGGGAGAUAGAUUUGAGAGAGGCGACAGGGCCAUGUUACGAAUAUGUGGUCCAUCUGUAAGAGAAGCAAGAGAUCCUUCCGGGAGAUUUUUAGUUCGCCAAGCGGUGACAUCAAAGGGUUCCAACUUAACGAUAUUUGUGAGAAGAGCGACAUCGCAAAGCGUCGACGAAGAGGAGUUUGUUGAUGGCGCGUUUGCUUUUCACGAUGAACAACACGAAGGAACUGUAUCACCAGAUGCGACCUGCGCGUCCACGCACUACGGAUUGGCCUCACCCACACACGGAGGGGUGUCGGCUCCAUCACACCAUCAUAUAUUUUGGAAUAUUGAAGAGCAACUUAUGUGCACUAAUCGUUUUAUACCAGCUUCGAAUCAGAGUGUUACUAUUGAGAUACAAAGGCUUGAGCGCAUGUGGAGUGCUGAGCCGACGGGUAGUGUCGCGACGGGUAACGGCGGCUGCCGCACCGCUUGCGGAGACGCCGGCUGCGAGUGUCGUGCUGCCACGCCUCUGCACUACCACGACCACAUAGCACUGGUAGCAGGGGACGGCACGCAUUUAUCCUGUUUAUGUGGAGACUUUCAGGCGGCCUGGCUGCCGGUCGUAGUCCGGAGUUGGACGAGUCUGCGGUUGGAGUACUCAGUGGCGCACUACACGUACGCUAGUCGAGGAUUUGAUUAUGCCGCCGCGUAUAGCUUUAACGAUGACGCGAUGUGCGGUCAACGCACGUAUACAACCCACUCUGGAGAAAUAACGUCCAAAAACGUGACAGUCACCGGCAGUUUGAAUGAGUUUUUCUAUCAACAAUGUACCUGGGUCUUGGACUCGAAUGUUGAACGUCAGCUCUACAUCGACAUAUCUUCCGAGCAGGAUAAGUCGUGUAGUUCGUGGAAUAUUACGCUCCACGAAUGGUCGGGUCCUCGCGCGCACGGCGACGGGCUCGCCGCUUCCGCCGGGGACUUACUCUACACGUUCUGUGCGAGGCACAAGAACCACACAUAUAUUCUGCCGUGGCGACUUAAUACCGUAGUUAUAAGGCUAGUGGCUCUGUCAAGACAACAACCUUUGUACACACUCCGCUGGCGCUCACAAGUGGUAAGGGCUAAUCGUCUCGGGCCCCCCACACCCGCGCCCGCCGCCGCCGCCAGCGCAUCGAAUGUCACGUACAGCGUGCUCCUUAUUGUGCUUACUCUGUGUUCAAGGUACGUUCAAAUGCGUGCGCAAAUAACACGUACGUUCAUAUUGUGAAUGCGUUAGAGUGAGUGUAUAAAAGUGAUAUAUACAGUGUGAAGUUUUUGUGUAAUAUCGACUUUAAAUAUAUUAAUUUUUCAUUUGAACGUGUAGACGAAACCUACGAAACUUUAAUGUGACUAUAUUUCUGUGUUGUGUUACUUAGAGAGAAGAAAUAAAUGUGUCUAUUAUGAUAGCGGGACGUGUAAAUAGUUUUUACAUGAUAUUGCAUUGUAAAGAACAAGUAACUAUUAUAAU
Vanessa atalanta (red admiral) is the source of this 3909-nucleotide messenger RNA. RefSeq lists its product as uncharacterized. Lineage: Eukaryota; Metazoa; Arthropoda; Insecta; Lepidoptera; Nymphalidae. The record is from RefSeq and is a predicted model, not a curated record. The transcript is spliced from 20 exons. Bases 988 to 3669 code for a protein of 893 amino acids. Gene Ontology annotation, cellular component: plasma membrane.